CUGCAGUCGAAAUCCAUUUAUCCGUCAUUUUUACUAGUGAAAGUGACGGAUAACUCAAAUGUUCGACUGUACCUCCAUGGCUAUUUCUUUUAUUGCUUCAGCCUUAGUCCACUGCGGACAAUUCUAUGCCGUUGACUUGAACGCCCAACGACAGUUGCAUGGUUACACGCAUACUCCCGUGGGAAUUGUUGUGGACUAAUCCCCUGUUGACUUUCUUUUUGCCCUAGCCCUCCAGCGCGCGGAUUUUCCGUGAGAAGAAGAGCCCAUUACGAACAUACAAGCGGCGCAGACGACAUAACUGUUCCCUCAAAGUAUAAAAAACAGUUAAAUACUCAUCAUCUGUUGUCAUACCACUGUCGUCUGUUCCUUUAUUUCCCUUUCAAUUCUCCACAUUCGAUCCCUACUCUCCUGGUCAAGAAAACAUCAUGAAAUCCACUACUGCUAUCUUCGCCUUUACGUUGGCUUGCUUGGCCAUCUUGUCUACUUCAACUGCCACGCCAGUUUCAGAGCACCAGCUUGAGCCAAGAAGAUGUCUUGCCAUUUGUGAACCCAUUUUCACUAACUGCCCCAACGGCUGUGCCCACAAGGAUUGUGGUGGCAACUGCUGCGCGUGCAACUAAGUUCUGCAUCAUUCAUUAUAGUUUGGAAACCAAAUAAAAAAGAAGGUGGCCGGAUGGUCAAGAUCUCUUUCUCAAAUUUUGCGCUCAAGUCCAAUGCAACGAGUUUGAACUAGAACAAGACCAGUUAUACAGUGCCGUUCAAAACUGAGCAGAUAUUUACUCUGAGAGCUGAGACUCACAAACUAGCGAUCCGAUUACCUUAGAACUUUGUAGGAAUGUUCCUUAGCCAUUAUAGAAGACGUUAAUAAAAGAUGAAGUCGCUACCAGCAACCACUGUAAAGUUAUAGUCAUCGGUAGAGGCCACGUGAUUGGCCCAGUUUUGAACCAUACUGUGAUGUUUUAUGUACCUGAGAGUGAGUCAAGG
Gamsiella multidivaricata is the source of this 984-nucleotide messenger RNA. RefSeq lists its product as uncharacterized. The record is from RefSeq and is a predicted model, not a curated record. The coding region runs from base 426 to 620 and encodes 64 amino acids. NCBI's taxonomy places the organism in Eukaryota, Fungi, Mortierellomycota, Mortierellomycetes, Mortierellales, Mortierellaceae. The transcript is spliced from 2 exons.